GCCUUCUCCUACAGACUCGGUCCGGAGGGGAUGGGGCAGCUGAGACAUGUGCACCACCCUCUUCCUGCUCAGCACCUUGGCCAUGCUCUGGCGCCGCAGAUUCGCCAACCGGGUCCAACCAGAGCCCAGUGGAGUCGAUGGGGCAGUUACGGGCAGCAGCUUGGAAACAGACCUCCAGUCCUCAGACAGGGAGAAAGAGCCUCUGCAGUAAGCCCUGGUCUCUUGAGGCGGAGCUCAGCCCCAGGGCCUGGGAUCAGCUGGCCACGGCAGCCCCUCCUGGCCUGUCUUCCCACAUAGACGACCACCAGGCAUUGGGCAACUCUGAAACACACGAGAGGACAGCAGAGUGGCACUGCUGGGUGGGGGCCAC
This is a messenger RNA of Dama dama (fallow deer), 370 nucleotides long. It is a transcript of the gene PRCD, whose product is annotated as photoreceptor disc component. The record is from RefSeq and is a predicted model, not a curated record. The transcript is spliced from 4 exons. Gene Ontology annotation, molecular function: opsin binding. Gene Ontology annotation, cellular component: photoreceptor outer segment membrane. NCBI's taxonomy places the organism in Eukaryota, Metazoa, Chordata, Mammalia, Artiodactyla, Cervidae. The coding region runs from base 47 to 211 and encodes 54 amino acids.